ACUCUAUAAAUAUAUAUAAAACAAAAAUCAGUUUCUUCCAUACAUAAAAACCAAACACCUUUUGAGAGCAUAAAUUUUAUGUAUUGACUAAAAUAGUAAAAUUACGGGUGUUAUUUGCAUAUAGAUCUCCGGGGUUUUCUUGGCCAUAUCAAGAGUGAGAUCUUUUUAGUUUGUUAGAAUUGAUGAAGAUGAGACGAGGCAACUCAAGUACCGACCAUGAACUUGGGAUUCUACGAGGAGCUAACUUGGACACCAACUCCGAUACAGAAAGCAUUGCUAGCGAUCGCGGCGCCUUAAGCGGUCCGCUCGGCGGGCCUAAACGUGCGUCCAAGAAAAACGCGAGAUUCGCUGCGGAUCUUCCCAAGAGAAGCAAUAGUGUUACCGGCGGCCACGGUGACGACGAUGAGUACGUGGAGAUCACGUUGGAUAUUAGGGACGACUCUGUGGCCGUCCACAGCGUCCAACAAGCAGCUGGAGGAGGAUCCCACCUAGAGGAUCCAGAGCUAGCACUUCUCACGAAGAAGACGCUCGAGAGCAGCCUCAACAACACCACUUCCUUAUCCUUCUUUCGAAGCACCUCCUCACGCAUCAAAAACGCCUCGCGGGAGCUCCGUCGCGUGUUCUCUAGACGCCCUUCCCCGGCCGUGCGGCGGUUUGACCGCACUAGCUCUGCCGCCAUCCACGCACUCAAAGGUCUCAAGUUCAUAGCCACCAAGACAGCCGCGUGGCCAGCCGUCGAUCAACGUUUCGAUAAACUCUCCGCUGACUCAAACGGCCUCUUACUCUCAUCCAAGUUUUGGGAAUGUUUAGGAAUGAACAAGGAAUCUAAAGAGUUUGCAGACCAGCUCUUUAGAGCAUUAGCUCGCCGGAAUAACAUUUCGGGCGAUGCGAUCACAAAGGAACAGCUCAGGCUAUUCUGGGAACAGAUCUCAGAUGAAAGCUUCGAUGCCAAACUCCAAGUCUUUUUCGACAUGGUUGACAAAGAUGAAGAUGGGCGAGUAACAGAAGAAGAAGUGGCUGAGAUUAUUAGUCUUAGUGCUUCAGCGAACAAGCUCUCUAAUAUUCAAAAGCAAGCCAAAGAAUAUGCAGCGUUGAUAAUGGAAGAGUUGGACCCAGACAAUGCUGGAUUUAUUAUGAUCGAAAACUUGGAAAUGUUGCUACUACAAGCACCAAACCAGUCGGUGCGGAUUGGAGACAGCAGGAUACUAAGUCAAAUGCUAAGUCAGAAGCUGAAACCGGCAAAAGAGACCAACCCUUUGGUGAGAUGGUCGGAGAAAAUCAAAUACUUCAUACUUGAUAACUGGCAGAGAUUAUGGAUCAUGAUGCUAUGGCUUGGCAUCUGCUGUGGCCUCUUUGCUUACAAAUUCAUUCAGUACAAGAACAAAGCUGCCUAUGACGUGAUGGGUUAUUGCGUUUGUGUCGCCAAAGGUGGCGCGGAGACUCUUAAAUUCAACAUGGCUCUCAUAUUGCUGCCUGUUUGUCGCAAUACCAUCACAUGGCUCAGGAACAAGACCAAGCUAGGUACUGUAGUUCCGUUUGAUGAUAAUCUCAACUUCCACAAGGUUAUUGCAAGCGGGAUUGUAGUAGGGGUUUUACUCCAUGCGGGUGCGCAUUUAACGUGUGAUUUCCCACGUUUAAUUGCCGCGGAUGAGGAAACCUACGAGCCUAUGGAAAAAUACUUUGGAGACCAACCAGAGAGUUAUUGGUGGUUUGUGAAGGGAGUCGAAGGAUGGACUGGUAUUGUGAUGGUUGUGCUAAUGGCUAUAGCCUUUACACUCGCUACGCCUUGGUUCCGUCGUAACAAGCUUAACUUACCUAACUUUCUCAAGAAGCUUACUGGUUUCAAUGCCUUUUGGUACUCCCACCAUUUGUUCAUCAUUGUUUAUGCUCUUCUCAUUGUCCACGGUAUCAAGCUCUACCUCACAAAGAUCUGGUAUCAGAAAACGACAUGGAUGUAUCUCGCUGUACCCAUCCUUCUGUAUGCAUCUGAGAGGCUGAUCCGUGCUUUCAGAUCAAGCAUCAAACCGGUUAAGAUGCUCAAGGUAGCUGUAUAUCCCGGGAACGUGUUGUCUCUACACAUGACGAAGCCACAAGGAUUCAAAUACAAAAGUGGACAGUACAUGUUCGUGAACUGCCGAGCCGUAUCUCCUUUCGAAUGGCAUCCUUUCUCAAUCACUUCAGCUCCUGGAGACGAAUACGUGAGCGUACACAUCCGCACUCUCGGUGACUGGACACGUAAACUCAGGACCGUUUUCUCUGAGGUCUGCAAACCUCCUACCGCGGGUAAAAGCGGUCUACUCCGAGCAGACGGUGGAGAUGGGAACCUCCCGUUCCCAAAGGUCCUUAUCGAUGGUCCCUACGGUGCUCCCGCACAAGACUACAAGAAGUAUGAUGUGGUUCUUCUAGUAGGUCUCGGCAUUGGAGCCACGCCUAUGAUCAGUAUCCUCAAGGACAUCAUCAACAACAUGAAAUCUCCUGACCGCGACAGCGACAUCGAAAACAACAACAGUAACAACAACAACAACAGUAAAGGGUUUAAGACGAGGAAGGCUUACUUCUAUUGGGUGACUAGGGAACAAGGAUCGUUCGAGUGGUUCAAGGGGAUAAUGGAUGAGGUUUCGGAGCUGGACGACGAAGGAAUCAUCGAGCUUCACAAUUAUUGCACGAGCGUGUACGAGGAAGGUGAUGCAAGAGUGGCUCUCAUCGCCAUGCUUCAGUCCUUACAACACGCUAAGAACGGUGUUGAUGUCGUGUCGGGAACACGUGUCAAGUCCCAUUUCGCCAAACCUAACUGGAGACAAGUUUACAAGAAGGUCGCAGUUCAUCACCCCGGCAAACGAAUAGGAGUCUUUUACUGUGGAAUGCCAGGAAUGGUAAAAGAAUUAAAAAAUCUAGCUUUGGAUUUCUCUCGGAAGACAACCACCAAGUUUGAUUUCCACAAAGAGAACUUCUAGAUUAUAUAAGUCUGUAGAAAAAGUAAAACAACAAUUAUCAAAACAAAUAUAUAUUUAUUAUAAAUUCUUUUCACUCUAUGAAAAUCAUAUGAGCUAUCUUUUCCGUUA
Molecule: messenger RNA, 3062 nt
Organism: Camelina sativa (false flax)
Lineage: Eukaryota; Viridiplantae; Streptophyta; Magnoliopsida; Brassicales; Brassicaceae
Product: respiratory burst oxidase homolog protein D
Cellular component (GO): plasma membrane
Molecular function (GO): peroxidase activity; NAD(P)H oxidase H2O2-forming activity; calcium ion binding
Source: RefSeq, a predicted model, not a curated record